This is a messenger RNA of Aspergillus tanneri, 900 nucleotides long. RefSeq lists its product as uncharacterized. The transcript is spliced from 5 exons. Lineage: Eukaryota; Fungi; Ascomycota; Eurotiomycetes; Eurotiales; Aspergillaceae. Gene Ontology annotation, biological process: fatty acid biosynthetic process; secondary metabolite biosynthetic process. The coding region runs from base 1 to 900 and encodes 299 amino acids. Gene Ontology annotation, molecular function: fatty acid synthase activity; phosphopantetheine binding. The record is from RefSeq and is a predicted model, not a curated record.
AUGCUCGCACAGGACAUCGGUGCGGAGAUAUUUGUCACAGUUGGAAAUGACCUGAAGAGAGAAUUCCUGCAGACACAGUACAAGAUCAGCAAUGAUCCAUCUUCUCGAAUCGUUCAACUGCCUCUUCAGCAGGCAUCGGUGGAGAUGCCACCGGUGCGUGGAGUUAUUCAGGCUGCUAUGGUGCUCAAGGAUUCCGUAAUUGACAACAUGACAUAUUCGGACUUUUCUGCUGCUGUGCGACCCAAAGUCGUAGGCUCGCUGAACUUACAUAAUGCCUUUUUGACGCAGCAUCUGGAUUUCUUCAUUCUCCUCUCUUCUGCGGCAGGGAUUGUCGGUAACUCCGGUCAAGCCAACUAUGCCGCCGGAUGCACAUUCCAGGAUGCCCUCGCACGGUAUCGGGUUCGUCUAGGACUGCCUGCACAUUCUAUUGAUCUUGGGAUGAUCCAGUCCGCUGGGGCAGCGCUUCGAGGUGCAAAGACAAAACAAGACGCAGUUAAGAUCAUCACAGAUACUCUAGUAUUACGUUUACAGCAACUCCUCACUAUGGGGUCCAAGGAUAUAUCCCAGUCACAGUCAAUUACCGAAUUAGGAGCUGAUUCUUUGGUGGCAGUUGAGCUGCGAAAUUGGAUCAGCAGGGAGAUGGACGCAGAGGUGCAAACGCUAGAGGUUUUACUGGAUACCGACAACAACACCUUCCGCUCAAACCGACCUCCUCGCCAAACCGAGCUCCCCGAUGACCUAGACAGAUACCUUUUGCCGUCGGUUGACCUCCUAAAAAUGCAGUGGGUUCUCCAGCGUCUUGCGGCGAUGAGCGCUGCGUCCGAGGAAGAAUAUGAGUUACUCAAUCCCUAUGAUGAUGAUGAUGAUAACGAUAGUGAUGAUGAUGGCGCCGUACCAUGA